AUGUCAGUGAAAACACCACCACCACCAGCAAAGGCACCAGCAAAAGCAAAAUCACCAGCACCAGCAGCACCACAAGCACCAGCACGACCAGAACCAGCACCAACACCAACACCAACACCAGCAAAAGCACCAGUAGCACCGGCACCAGCACCACCACCGCAGUACCAGUACCAGCACCAACAGUACCAGUACCAGCACCACCAGCAGUACCAAUACCAGCACCACAAUUACCAGCAGCAGUACCAGUACCAGCACCAACACCACCAGCAGUACCAGUACCAGCACCAACACGACCAACAGUACCAGUACCAGCACCACCAGCAGUACCAAUACCAGCACCACCAUUACCAUUACCAGCACCAGUACCAGUACCAGCACCAGCACAACCACCACCACCACCACCAAUAA
Molecule: messenger RNA, 408 nt
Organism: Haliotis rubra (blacklip abalone)
Lineage: Eukaryota; Metazoa; Mollusca; Gastropoda; Lepetellida; Haliotidae
Product: G-box-binding factor-like
Exons: 2
Coding region: 1-408 (135 amino acids)
Source: RefSeq, a predicted model, not a curated record